GAAGACAGAACAUUAUGCGCGAGGACUUGGUUGAAUACUUGUGAGAGCACGCACGGUAGCUACUGUCAACCACGCAAGGGAGAAUUACCAAAACGUUUUAUCGAUACGAUACCAGGUCAGCCUUUACGCCUAGUGCAUACUAGUCAGCAACUCUCCGGUUCUGUGCGUUAUGCAACAUUGAGCUAUUGCUGGGGAGUCUCGAUUCCGUUAAGAACUACCAAAGUCACGGACGAACACUUUAGCGUUUCUAUACCCGAGAACCUUCUUCCCAGAACUUUCCGACACGCAAUAAAAUUUGUCCGCUCAUUGGGUAUUCGCUAUCUUUGGAUCGACUCUCUGUGUAUAAUACAAGACGACCAGGCAGAGUGGGAGUCGGAGGCAUCUCGAAUGGGGGAUUUCUACGCUGGAAGCCUCAUCACCAUAGCAGCAAGCGACGCGUGGGAUAGCGAAGGAGGCUGUUUCCCAGGCGAAGACGAUAGCAUGGAGGCGGUCAUAGAUGACAAAGGCUCAAAAAACGGCUAUUCCCAAAAGUUCUGCACUAGGAUGAUCCGUUUUCAAUCUCUCGACCCCCGCGAAAUUUCACGCCAGGCACAUCUCAGCACACGUGGAUGGGCCCUUCAGGAACGAAUCUUAUCCCCGAGGAUUGUUCACUGUCUCAAAUCGGGAGUUCACUGGCAGUGUCAAUAUCUAUACGAAACUCAAGCGACUCAGACCUACGAACUCCACCAUUUUACAGCGAGUGAUUCGAUAUACCCAAUCUCGCAAAUUUCUCAAUGGUGGCCCGAAUGGAUCGAAGAUUACUCUAAGCGAAACUUCACUAUCGCCUCCGACCGACUGCAAGCUUUCGCUGGGAUUACCAAACACUACACAAACUUAACGUCAAAGAAACCGAUUCUCGGAAUUUGCCCGGGCAAUCUUGCUCGAGACUUGGCUUGGAUCAGAAAUGGCCACAUCAAGGGGCCUGGUGUUUGCGGCGCACCCUCUUGGACCUGGUUCUCUUGUAAUGCCCCAAUCAUGGUAGAUGAUUGGGGCUUCAAACUUCAACGCCGAUUCAAGGUCUCCAAUGACGUGGAAUUGGUCGCCUUUGGCAUCGAGUGGAAAGGAAUCCCGAUGACGUCCCAAAUUGAGUCUUGCCAUCUCAUCAUACGUGGAGUUGUCAAAAGUAUUUCGGUCCGCAUACCGCCAGAGGCCAUGAUAUACAAUCCACCAUACAUGCUGCUCAACCAUGAGGAGACCGAUUUCUCCAAAGGUCCAAUACCUUGGACCUGCUCAGGACGAUUUGACGAUCCCGGUCAUCCGACAGAUUCCAGACUCUCAUACCCUUGCUUGCUUCUCAGGACGAGGAUAAUCGAGGAGGCCAAAGGUGGCACGCUUUUCAAGGAGACGUUUCUGAUUCUCUCUCGCGACAAUGAGUCACCAAGAGCGAAGUCGACUGAGCAUAUAAGGUUCCGACGCAUUGGAAUUGCAUCAUCCAGAGGAAAGGACAGACUUUUCGCGGACGAUAUCGACAGGGAAACAGUAUUUCUCGUCUAA
This is a messenger RNA of Colletotrichum acutatum, 1533 nucleotides long. RefSeq names its product heterokaryon incompatibility protein-domain-containing protein. The annotation marks the transcript as partial. The record is from RefSeq and is a predicted model, not a curated record. NCBI's taxonomy places the organism in Eukaryota, Fungi, Ascomycota, Sordariomycetes, Glomerellales, Glomerellaceae. The transcript is spliced from 2 exons.